UGCUCGAAGUGUUGCUUGUAUGAUGCGUCGGUUACAAUGUAGCGCUGUAUCUUGAACGAGAUCAGAGUUUUAUUCGAAUAGUUCUAAAAUGAUUAAAACGACAUUGCAGAUUUGGUUCAAAUUGUAAGGCAACAGCCGACGGUAAACCUGGAGAUUGCGUGGGCAGAGCAGAUUUCUGGGUCCGCGGGGGGAUUUGGCUCUGGGGGAGUAGCCUAGCAUUCUGAUGUAUUUGUUCCUUCUAGUUUUAAAUGGCUCUAUGUUACAGCUGCCGCAAGUCAGGACCGGACAAGGGUGUGUAAUCGAAUGAAUAUUUCUGCAGUUCUAUCUACCCGCGCGCUGACAAAGAAUCCGCGUUUACGCCCUAUCUCUCAUCCAUCCGUUUCGAGACCUAGGAAGACGCUGACGGGAAAUAUACUUUAGCCUUUCUAGCCUACUACAGGGACCUAACGAUGGGGAACACCGCCUCCUGCUGCGUUUCGUCGAGCCCCAAGAUCCGGAGAAAUGCCCAUUCGAGGCUAGAACCCUACCGCCCCGAAGCGGAGCUGAGUAGAGAGGAUACUGGCUGCAACCUACAACACAUCAGCGACAGAGAGAAUAUGGACGAUCUGAACAUGGAGUACAACCCUUCAGACCAUCCCAGAGCCAGCACCAUAUUCCUCAGCAAAUCCCAGACAGAUGUGCGAGAAAAACGGAAGAGCGUCUACAUCAAUCAUUUAACACACAUUUCGGAGAACAAGCACCACGCUGCUCCAGUCAGACGGAAGUACAGCUCCUGUUCCACCAUUUUCCUAGAUGACAGCACCGUCAGUCAGCCUAACCUCAAAUACACCAUCAAGUGUGUAGCCAUGGCGAUAUACUACCACAUAAAGAACCGGGAGAUCGAUGGGAGAAUGGUAUUAGAUAUUUUUGAUGAAAAGCUUCAUCCACUUACGAAAUCAGAGAUUCCUGCGGACUAUGAAAAGCACGACCCGGAGCAGAAACAGAUAUAUCGCUUUGUCCGGACGCUGUUCAGUGCAGCACAGCUCACUGCAGAGUGUGCUAUCGUCACACUAGUGUACCUGGAGCGCCUGUUAACUUAUGCAGAGAUAGACAUCUGCCCAGUCAACUGGAAGCGUAUCGUCCUGGGAGCCAUCCUGCUGGCGUCCAAGGUGUGGGACGACCAGGCUGUGUGGAACGUAGACUACUGCCAGAUCCUCAAAGACAUCACCGUGGAGGACAUGAAUGAGCUGGAGCGUCAGUUCCUGGAGCUGCUGCAGUUCAACAUCAACGUUCCGUCUAGUGUUUACGCUAAGUACUACUUUGACCUGCGCUCCAUGGCCGAGGCCAACAACCUCAGCUUCCCUCUGGAGCCACUGAGCAGGGACAAGGCUCAGAAACUAGAGGCCAUCUCCAGGUUGUGUGAUGACAAGUAUAAAGACUUGAGGAAACCGUCCAAGAAGACAUCUGUGAGUGCAGACAAUCUGACGGUGGUGAGGUGGAAUCCGGCCAUCAUAUCCUAACAUUCACCACCAGGAGGAGGACAGCGCAUCCACCAUGACGGAGACAUGACAUGGCUGCCUGGCCUAGGAGGUCAAGGGUUAGGGCAGGAGAACUUAGACUCAGAACUCAGUUGUCCAGUUGCGUCUGUGUGGUUUGUUUCACACAGAAACGACCUGCUGGCACUUUUGUGGAUAAUAAGUGUUAUUGUUGCUCUGAUGGUCCACUUGUGUACUGUACAUACAAGAUGUCCCUCUGGUUGUCUGAAGUUGAACUUGAGUCCUACAGGUGACUUGGUGACCAAUGGCAGAAGAGCAGUGGCCAGAUGGGAAAAGAUUAAAAGAACAUUGGAAAGAUCAAGAGACAGUGGAAAGAUUUGAAAAAUCCUAGAAUAAUAACCCAUAAACUCAAACAACAGCAUUCCAAUAGCCAUUUUAAAGGUUGACUGUCUUGUAUAGAGGAGAAACCGCUCGGGUAUACUGUACAUUCCUAUGAUUUUCAAGGAUUUCAGCAAAUUCCUCUCUAAAGCACAAAUGUUUUUUCCCAGGUAACAGGCAAACCUAAUUGGUACACAUUCCUGAAAUAUAGAAAUGUCUCUACUUUCCUUGGAGGCAGUAACAAGACCUCAUCAAGUGUUAUUCUUACUGUGUUUGGUUGCAAUGAAAUCAAACUGCCAAAACCUCAAGGGUUUCUUUCUCUGUAACGUUCAACAAACUGCACCUGUGUUUGAGUUUAAAAUGGCAACUGUUUUGUAUUUACAUUUACAUAAAGACACCAAGAGGGGGAAUGUGAAGUGAGAGAUAUACAGUAGAGAAAGAGGAAGACAGACAUUUGAAGAAUAACUUAAUUAGGGCGAUAAGACUGAUAAAUGAAGUUCAGUUGAAGGUGAACAAAGUGAUCUUUAUCUUUAAUUGCGUUCCGUUCUAUCUAGCUAUACCAAUUUGCCACCGAGUGAUGAUUAUCUAAAACUAUUUCACACAUUAGUUCUAUCUCUCUCUUCCUCAUGGCCAAAAUGAUACAUUCUGCGUCCCCAAAUGGCACCCUUUUCACUAUAUAGUGCACUACUUUUGACCAGGGCCCAUAGGGUGCCAUUUGGGAUACUGCCACAGUUAAACAUUCCAGUGAACAUUGCGCUCACGCCAAGCAAUAUUCAUGUACCGCUUUGUUUCAUGGUAGGUCUCGAAUGACGUACAGGGAUGAGUUUGAAUGACAAGCACUCGAAUAAAAAGGAGAAAAACAUCUUCCAAGAACAGGAAAUAACUAUAGUAUAAGUAAGACAAAAUGGUGGGUUUGAACGUCCAUAUAGUGUAUUCACUGCCGUUGUUCUGACCUGUGGUGCCUGUAACAUGCUGGUGUAACAUGCUAGUGUAACAUGCUAGUGUAACAUGCUGGUGUAACAUGCUAGUGUAACAUGGAGACCUUCCUUUUUCAUUUUUAAAGUGCAACUGGGGUCGAGUUUUUUUUCUUGAAUGCUUUUUUAAAUUACUGAUCUUCCAACUCCUAAAGAAACAGCAGAAACAUCAUUUCAGAAAACCAAUUUGCAUGAUGAUUCUUCAAUAUAUUGGAAAUGUAUUUCUAAAAAUGUCCUACAGUAUAUUAGAACAAAAGGACGUUUAUUGAUUAACAAACACUGUUCACAAAACCAUUAGGAAUAAAUCAAAUAUAAUUAUUUAGCAAAUUAAUUGAUUUUGUACAGUAAGAUAAGAUAUCAGUGUGCAGACAAAGAGCACAUUAACUUUCAAACAUGGAGAAUUGGGGUGAAAUAUUUAUAAAUAUCUGAUCAGUAUUUACAUUUAAAAAAAUUGCAAUGUCUUAUUAUACCAGAUAUGAGGAGAGUUUAGAACUAUGGGUUAUAUGGAAGCUGGUAUUAUUUCAUCUAGAAUGUAGAUGGUAAAACCAUUGGAAGGAAUUUGAAUCUUUUGUCAGGAUCUAGUUUUUCAUAUCAAGUUUGCAGAGCUCAGAUUAACUACAGUGAAUGAUGGGUUCAUGUGUUUUUCACACUCAAACAUUGAAUUGAGACCGUUCUGUUAGACUCUCUCAUCUUAUCAUACAUACAUUUUCUGUUACCAUAUGAAUUAUGUUUUCAGUGUUACAUGGUUUUAUGAUAUCCCUGUUGCAAAACCAGGUGAAACAUUCCUCUUGUUCUUGAUGCUGUUUUAUUUUAAAGUUGUUGAGUUCACGGUGUUUCCCCACUCUUAAGCAAUCUUAACUAUUGAAAAGAUAAAAGCAAUUCCUUAUCAAGGGUCUCUACAGUUGUUGUUUUCAUAGUUUUAUUUGAUAGCAUUCCGUGAAUACCAAUCAGCAUUCAUUCAAACCAUUCAUCAGGACCAACUAUCUGCCAGAUGUUUCACUUUCAUAUGUAAAAAGGGAUGGAGUUGAACCAAAGUAUCAGACAAUGAAGGAUUAGCCUUUGAAUAUGUAUUGUUGUGAUAUAAUAGAUCCCCUUUGCACGUGAUCGGAAUGGUAUAAGGACUCUGAAGUGGAACUGUUGGAAUGGUAUGGCCUUGGAAACAGAACAGUUGGAAUGAUGUGGGGACUCUGAAACGGAACUGUUGGAAUGAUGUGGGGACUCUGAAACGGAACUGUUGCGUUCUAUGGAGCUGUGACUGUGAGCGACUGAAGUGCAAAUGUCUUCGGGCGAGAAGAAACAGGUGUUGUCGUGAGGAGACAGUAGAGGUAUUUUUAAGAUUGUAUAUCUUAUUUAUUGUAUGUAUGUGUGUGUGCAUACAGUCUGAUGUUGACUUCUAGAAAUGAAAAUGAACUCAUCAUGCUCUAUAGCCCGAGCCUGUGGUAUAACCUAGGCUAGUGACUGGGGUGAUAGUCGUGUGCACUAGACUCUACCUCUGCAUAGAGUUUUUACUUCUUCUACCUUUUCUCUUUCUAUCUCUUCUACGACAAUGUUAGGAUUUACCAAUGCAACUCUGUUGUCAAUGAUUUCCUGUGCUAAUGAAAGAAACUGCUGUAGUUGUGUGAACUCUGUUUUUAUGUUUUGUUUUAUAGUUUAUUUCCUGGGGUUUUAUUGCUGUUUUAUGUUGUUUGUUCCUGUUCUCAGUUUGCCCAAUGUGGUUAAUCUGUAUCUUUUUGAGUACUAAUCUCUUAGUUCAUUGUAGCCUACAUUCUAAGAAGUGAUCCCAGGACCAACAACCCUAAGGGACUGGAGUCUGAAUAAGCCGCAGUCUCUCCCUGUAUGGACUGUUCUAACUAUGAUUUUAGUUCAACUGAUGUGCCCAGAUCAGAAGCAAUGUUUAGAAACCUGCACAAUAAAUAAACGUUUAAACCUUGCAAUAAAAAUA
This is a messenger RNA of Salvelinus namaycush (lake trout), 4769 nucleotides long. It is a transcript of the gene ccny, whose product is annotated as cyclin Y. Gene Ontology annotation, cellular component: plasma membrane; cytoplasmic cyclin-dependent protein kinase holoenzyme complex. Gene Ontology annotation, biological process: regulation of cyclin-dependent protein serine/threonine kinase activity; regulation of canonical Wnt signaling pathway. Bases 450 to 1499 code for a protein of 349 amino acids. The record is from RefSeq and is a predicted model, not a curated record. The transcript is spliced from 11 exons. Lineage: Eukaryota; Metazoa; Chordata; Actinopteri; Salmoniformes; Salmonidae. Gene Ontology annotation, molecular function: cyclin-dependent protein serine/threonine kinase activator activity; protein kinase binding.